This is a messenger RNA of Ceratotherium simum simum (southern white rhinoceros), 670 nucleotides long. Lineage: Eukaryota; Metazoa; Chordata; Mammalia; Perissodactyla; Rhinocerotidae. The record is from RefSeq and is a predicted model, not a curated record.
AUGUCACUCGUGCCCAAGAUCUCAAAGAGUACCUGGUCUCUGAUUGGGGUCUCGGUGGCCUUUGUCUUGGUGCUUUCCCGCCUCCUCUUCCUCCUCCUGAUCUGACACUGGCGUCAGGGCAAACACAGGAUAUCAGCCCAGAGACAGGCUGAUCUCCAACUUCCUGCAGGGGUGGCAGACCCAGAGCCCAAGGACAGAGGCCUGCAGAUCUGCUCCAGCCCAGCUGCUGACACUGAGGAAGAGACCCUCUCAGAUGCUCCAGGGAAAGACACACAGCCUGAGGAGGGGGUGGAGCUGGACCAUCAGCAGGGCCCCCAAGAUGAAGACCCCCAGGGAGUGAUGUACUCUGAAGCUGCUGCAUCUGAAGCCCCUGAAGACAUGACCUAUGCCCAGCUGAACCAUUUGGCCCUCCGAGGGGAGACAACACCCACUUCCUCCCAGUCAGAGGACCCCCCAUCAGAGCCCAGUGUGUAUGCUGCUCUGGCCAUCCACUAGCCCAGGAAGGACCCCAACCCCACCCUCCAGGGAGGGAGACGGCAGGGACUCCAGAAGGCACAUGAUCUUCCCCCACUGGACACUCAUCUAAUGACCUCCUAUCAGCCUGACUCAUAACAUAGACCACCAGGAGCUUCUGGGACUUUUUGGGAGUCACCUGUUUGGCUAUCAUGAU